CCGCUGAUUUGUGUGAAACAUUUGACAGACCAGAGUUCUGGCAGAUUCUUUAUGUUUAAUUAUAAACCAGUACAAAUCUUGCUUCUAGCUUUUUUUGCUGUCUGUCUCUGGUAUGUUUGAAGGCCCUUUGUCCUUCAGACACCCAAGGUGUUUUAAAGCAUAAUGUGCGUCACGAUCCUCCACCGACACACCGUAUUCUACACACCUGACAUGCAAACACUCGAACACCAGGAAACCAAACAAUGUCCGGAGCGUUACCUGGAAAAAUGGGCAGGUGAACCAGAGACACUACACAUCAAUCAUUUAAGUUUAUCUAAGAACGCCAUCAAAAUGAAGCUGUUGUUCAGUGUUGUUCUUUUGCUUUUGCUGCCCAACCGCACAAGCCAAACAUCUGAUGUCAAAAUUGCGGCCAUUCCUCUGCCAAGCACUGACGGUGUGAUCCAGACGGAGCUUCAGAAGAUAGUGUCUCUGCUCUGUACUCUUGAAAGUGGCGCUCACGACAACAAGGAGUUGGUGUGGCUGAGGAAUGGAGCUGCGGUUAAUCUGAUGGAUGGAAACAAGGAGAAUCGCAGCAGUGUGUGCAUCAGUCCUGUCAUCUAUGAGGACGAGGGUGCCACUUUCACUUGUCACCUGAAGAGCAACACCUCCCACACGGCCUCUGUCACCCUCAAUGUCACAUAUCAGGCAGACCUCUCUGGUUCAGAGGAGGUCACAGUAGAAGAGGAGGCAUCUCUGGUCAUGCAAUGCAACACGAGGGCCAACCCGGCGCUCACGUCAGUGUCUUGGAAACUGAACGGAAGCCUGGUGGAUCUAUCACAGGGGGGCUUCAUGGUAACCAACGACGGCAUUACCAGCAAGCUACAUGUCGGCAAAGUGGAGAGAAGUCUGCAUGAAGGCUUGUACCAAUGCACCACAACCUCUCCCAUGUAUGGAGAACGUAGCAAGACGUUCCAAGUCACUGUCACGGAAAAGACCAUCAAGUUCCCACUGAUGCCGAUGAUAGCAGGGCUGGUGGUGGUGGGCGCCACGGGGCUUCUCGCCGUAGUCUCGCGAUGGAAGAAAAUCACACGGUGCUGCAAAAAGUGAUCCAAAAGAACCUGGUCGUCUGCAUUUUCAUCAAGUGAGGCCAACCACAGAGGCAACAUAUCACUGCAUCGUGCAAGAGACUUUGAUUAGCCAUCUAUGUGGCUUUAUCUUAUUUAAUUUUGUUUACUUUUAGACUUCAAAGCAAGACAUCGCCAAUAUAAAUAAAUAAAUAAAUAAUACCUGACUCAACUCAGACCUGUAGGUCUGUGGGCUUUAAUUUGUGUUAGGUUAUUUUUGCAAAAGUUGAAUAGAUCGGAACCAGAUUUUUUUUUAAGUUAUUGUAUUUUUCCUCUUUGUUCUAAUAUUGAAAUAUACUUCAAAAUCUGACUAAAUGUAUAAGCUUUUGUAUUAACAGUAAGGUAUCUGGUAAAUAUGUUGUAAUGAUGGAUUUCAGAAUUGGGUAAUGAGACAUUAAAAGUAGACACUGUAAUCAUGAAAGAAAUUAACCUAUUUGUGUUUUCCAAGAAAGAAAAACUAAGAAUAAUCAACUAUUGAGGUAUACAUUGUGUAAGAAACACAAUGUAAAUAUAGAGUCAGCAGAAGAAAAAAAAAGGUUUUGACUUUAAUCCAGAAGGUUGUGUCUGAGUUUAAUGUUUGGUUAGAACAACAACAACAAAAAAGAAACAUCUAAACAUAACUUAGAAC
Molecule: messenger RNA, 1731 nt
Organism: Fundulus heteroclitus (mummichog)
Lineage: Eukaryota; Metazoa; Chordata; Actinopteri; Cyprinodontiformes; Fundulidae
Gene: tmigd1
Product: transmembrane and immunoglobulin domain containing 1
Exons: 6
Coding region: 163-1086 (307 amino acids)
Biological process (GO): cell-cell adhesion
Cellular component (GO): cell-cell junction
Molecular function (GO): cell adhesion molecule binding
Source: RefSeq, a predicted model, not a curated record